AUGAAGACAUCUACACUGUGGGGUGAUAGUUAUACUGAUAAAAGUGGAGCACCAACAGCUGUGUAUGCUGUUUGUUAUUCACCUGAUGGUACUGUGCUUGUUUGUGCAAGUUAUAGACACGUUUUGAUGUACAAUUCCACUACCGGAGAGUUUAUCAAACAAUGUAGAGGACACACGGAUAAUGUAUAUUGUCUUUCUUUUGUUAAAGAUGGUAAAACAUUUGCUUCGGGAGGUGCUGACAAUAGUGUAAUUUUAUGGACUCACCUUGGAGAACCAAAACUCAAAUUUACUCAUAAUGAUUCUAUUCAAUGUUUAGAAUUCAAUCCAACAACUAAUCAAUUGCUGAGUUGUGCUUGUACAGAUUUUGGUUUGUGGUCCCAAGAUGAAAAGGAAGUAAAGAAAGUUAAAGUUAAUUCCAAAAUUCUGUGUUGCAGUUGGACAAGUGAUGGCCAGCACAUGGCUCUUGGAUUUUUUGACGGAAGUGUUAGAAUUUAUAAUAGAGAAGGAAAAGAAUUAGUAAGCUUUGCUAGAUCAGAUCCUAUUUGGACAAUUUCAUUUAACCCUUCAAGAGAUGAACAAUAUGAUAUUCUUGCUGUUGGUUGUUGGGAUCAAACAAUUUCAUUUUAUCACUUGAGUGGAAAGCAAAUUAUUAAGGAUCAAAAAUUAGGAUUUGAUCCUUGUACAGUUUCCUAUUUUUCAAAUGGAGAAUAUUUAUGUAUUGGUGGAACUUCUGGUGAAGUAUCAUUAUGGAAUAAGGAUGGUGUUCAAUUAGUUCCUGUUUCAAAACAUCAAGGAUGGAUUUGGAGUGUAGCUCAAAAACCAAACCAAAACUUUGUUGCUAUUGGUACAAAUAAUGGCUUGCUUCAAGUUCAAAAAUUGGAUUUUAUUACUGUACAUAGUUUAUAUGGCAAUUUGUAUGCUUUUAGAGACUCCAUGACAGAUGUAGUUGUUCAAGACUUAGUAAACGAUAAGAAAGUAACCAUAAGAUGCAAAGAUUACGUUAAAAAGAUAGCUAUUUAUAAAGACAGAAUGGCAAUUCAAAUGAAGAACAAGAUCCAUGUCAUUGAAUUAACCCAAAAUAAGAAUGAGAACGAAGGUGAAGAAGGAGAUGAAGAAUUGCAAUACAGAUUGGUCGAGAAAAUUGUGAAAGAUAUCGAAUGCAACAUGCUUGUUGUUACUUACGGAAAUUUGAUAUUCUGUCAUGAAAAAGAGUUGCAUCUUUACGAUUUCAAAGGAAACCUCCAAAGAGUUUGGGAUUUGGAAGCUCCAAUUAAAUACAUCAAAGUAAUUGGUGGUCCACCAUUCAAAGAAGCAAUCCUAGUUGGUCUGGCUAACGGAUCUAUCCUCAAGAUUUUCGUUGAUAACCCUUUCCCUGUUCAACUUCUGAAGCAUGACUAUUCCAUCAAAAGUUUGGAUUUGAAUAUGUCUAGAAGAAGAUUAGCUUUGGUAGACCAAAAUAAUGAUUUGAUGGUUUAUGAUUUAAAGGAUAAGAAAUACGUUUACCAAGAAAAGAAUGCUGAAGGUGUUGCUUGGAAUUCAGAACAUGAAAAUAUGUUGUGUUAUUCUGGAUCUGGUAUUUUGAAUAUUAAGACAGAAAACUUCCCAGUCAAUUCUCACAAACUUCAAGGAUUAGUAGUUGGAUUUAUUGGUUCAAAGGUGUUCUGUUUACAUCAAGUAUCUAUGAGUACUGUAGAUGUUCCUCAAUCAGCAACCUUGUACAGAUAUAUCGAAAAGGCUGAUUUUACUGAAGGAUACAAAAUUGCUUGUCUUGGAGUGACAGAAACCGAUUGGAGAUUUUUGGGUGUUCAAGCUCUUUUGGGAGUCAAUUUAGAUAUUGCCAGAAAAUGUUUCAAUAGAAUCGAAGACACCAAAUUUAUUUCUUUGAUUGACAAAUAUGAAAAGCUCAUUAAGCAAAAUCAAUUCAACAGAGAUCUAUUCGUUGCUGAAAUACAUGCUUACCAAGGUAAAUUUGAUGAAGCAUCUAAAAUGUUUGUUAAGGGAGGCAGAGCAGAUAUGGCUAUGGAUAUGUUGUGCGAUUUGAGAAAAUGGAAAGAAGCAAAAGAUCUUGCCAUUACCUACGAUAAUAUCAACCUAACAGAUAUGAUUCUGCGUCAAGCUAGAACAGCUGAGGAAGACACUGAUCAUAGAUCUGCUGCAGAGUUGUAUGCUGCUGCAGGUAACUAUGAGAAAGCUAUUCAAAUCAUGGGCGAUAACAAAUGGUUUGAUAUGCUACAAGAGACAUGCAGAAACUUGAACAGCAACGAAACCAAAGGUGUUGCUAUGUGUGCUGAGUACUUUAGAAAGAACAAGAUGUAUGAUGCCGCCAAGGAAGCCUAUCAAAAGAUUGGUGACUUCCCAUCCCUUAUCAAAUUGUUUGUUAGUGCUCAAAAGUGGGAACAAGCUUUCGAAAUUCUUGAAAAGAACCCAGAAUUCUCAGCAGAAGUAUAUCUUCCUUAUGCUGAAAAUUUAGCAAUUGAAGACAAAUUUGAUGAAGCUCAAGUGGCUUUCAGAAAGGCUAACAAACCAGAAAAGGCAAUGAAAAUCAUUGAAGAACUUGCUCAAAACGCUAUUGAAGAAAACAGAUUCAAGGACGCAUCAUACUACUUGUGGAAAGUUGCCAAUGAGUUGAUGCAUACAACAAAGAAUGAAUCCCAAAUAACAGAAUCUGUCUGGCAGGAAAUCAAAAAGUUUGAAAAGUAUUAUCAACUCAGUCAAAUUUAUUUUGCUUAUGACAUUGUACACAAAUUCUCCGAACUUCCAUUCAACUCUUGCGAUACCAGACAUCUGUUCAAUGCUUGCUUAUUCCUUUAUAACAAUUUAGAUGUUUCUAACUUGCCUAAAUCUAUUUCUAGGAUAACAGUUACAGUGACGAUGGCUAAACUCGGUUUAUCGUUAGAAAACUACAAAUUGGCUAGAGAAGUGUAUCAAAAUAUUCAACAUUUGAGGCUUCCAAAACCAAUUAUGGAUGAAAUUGAGUUGUCAAGUAUUUCCAUUCACAGUAAGCCAAUGAGGAAUAAUGAGGAAUGUAUUCCAAUUUGUUUUAGAUGUUCAGCAUCCAAUCCAUUCCUGAAUGAAAAAGGUGUUGAUUGCUGCGUUAACUGUAGUCAUACAUUCCAGAGAUCACCUCUCUCAUAUCACAUUCUACCACUUGUCGAGUUUGAAUUGGAAGAAGGAAUUGAAGAAGAAGAGGCUAUCAAGCUGAUAAACCAAACACCUCCAAGCAUGCAAGGAAAAAAGGGAGGAGAUAAAUGGAGAGAGCAAAAAAGCAGUGCAAAUGUUCAAUCCCUUCGUCUUGAUCAAGAUUCUGAGGAACCUUACGAAGACAUGACUCUCACAGACUUGUUUAGUAAGGCUUUAUUGAAUAUUGAUGGUAAGAUUGUAAAGGUUAACAGAGAAAUGUUGAAAUCUUUCAGAAGAGAAGAUGUAUUUAUUGUAGAUUGGAAGAAUCCUCUUAUCAAGAGACACUUUUUCAAAUGUAUUAUACCAAACUUCCCAAUUGUGCAAUGUAAUCAUUGUAAUCUCUUCUUCCAACAAGAAGAUUUUGAGUUUGAAAUGCUGAAAAACAAUGGCAAAUGUCCGUUCUGUCAAAAUUAA
Molecule: messenger RNA, 3594 nt
Organism: Naegleria gruberi
Lineage: Eukaryota; Heterolobosea; Eutetramitea; Acrasida; Naegleriidae
Exons: 4
Coding region: 1-3594 (1197 amino acids)
Biological process (GO): intraciliary retrograde transport; protein localization to cilium; non-motile cilium assembly
Cellular component (GO): non-motile cilium; intraciliary transport particle A
Molecular function (GO): protein binding
Source: RefSeq, a predicted model, not a curated record